AUGGGUUUCCCUGAUAUUUUAUUCGACGUUCGUCAAGCACAAAACCAAGAUAUACCACAACUUGAACUUGAUUCAUUUCAAUGGGUUAUUUCAUACUAUCAACUAUCUUAUAGUCUAUCAGAUGAUGUUUGUAAUUCAUACUUUCCCAAUGUAGUUUGUGUAACUGAUCCUGUUACAAAUGAAAAGCAUUUUCAAGAAAUAAGUGCACACACAACUAAACUAACAACUUUCUGGUUACUGUCUAGAUUAAUUACAUCAGUUUUUGCAACUGGACCAGCACCCAAUGCAUCACUUACGGAUCUCUACUUUCCAUCGCUCACUAAAUACAAUGGUGCAAAGGGUAGUUUUAAUUUUGAUCUUCUUUCAAUGUUUAUGAAAUAUUGUAAAUCGUUACAAUCUUUGGUUAUUCAUGAUGACUUGAAUGUGCUUUCAAUACCAAUCAACUUUAGUCAAUCAUUUCCAAAGUUGGAGACUUUGUCAUUAACAAAACUAAAGAUAUCAAAUGUUCCAAUGGAUUUAUUUAAAAGCAAUACACUUACUACUGUAAUCCUUGAUGGUAAUCCUAUUAAUCAAUCAUUGAUUGUUGAUCCUUUAGUUGUUUAUUCAACAUCCAUUCAAACAUUACAAUUCCCAUAUUCAGAAGGAAAUAAUUUCCAAUUUAACCUUUUACCAAAUAAUUUCCCAGCUCUUAAAUCUUUGAGAAUAUCAACAACUGGAACAAAUGUUAUUAUUCAAAUGAAUAUAAAUAUUGUUUCAAACUCACUUCAAACAUUUUUAUUUAAACAAAUUGAUGCUUUACUUGAUGGAACUCAAUUUAAUUUUACAAUUAAUACUCCAAAUAUUGAAACAAUUCGUUUAGAACAUAAAACAUUCCAACUCAAUGAAAGAUAUAUUCGUUAUAAUUUUGUAAAUCCUAGUUCAUGGGCAAAAUUUAAAACUUUUAUUACUGAUGGACAAGUUGAAUCAUCUCUUCCAUUCAAUGUAACCAAUUUUCGUGAAGUGGGUGUAAUCAAUGGUGAUUUGGAAACCUUUCCAAAUGGAGUAUUAUCAAAUGGUUCUGCAUUAGUAUUGAAUGGCAAUAAGAUAACGGGAACCAUUCCUUUGGAUAUUGUAUCAGGUAAUAAUGCAAUUAAAGCUGCAAUUGAUUUGGAAGGUAAUGCAGGAUUGACAGGAUCUGUCCCAGAAGAAUUUUGUCGUCUACGUUUUAUGGGCUUGGAAGGAACUGGUGUCACUAGUCUACCAGAUUGUGCCUAUUGUUACAAAAAUGUAUUACCCAAUGAAAUUACAUUUGAUGUUCCUAUUCCAGGUAAUUUUGCUUGUCCACAUUCAUUAAAUUCAACAUUUAUUAUAACAACAGAUUCUAAACUUACUAUUAGAGGAAAGAAUCUUGGAUAUGCAGUACCUGGUGAUUCAACCGAUGGAUUGGAAACGAUCAUUCCAAAUGAAUUAUUAACAUUUAAAGUUCCCGAUCCUCCAUCCUAUCAAAAAUGGGUAGAUGUAGUAUUCUCUACUGCGGUUGGAGUCAGUUACAAUAUCACCUAUGACUAUGCCACACUGAUAUUUAACUAUGGUGCCAUCGAACAGAUUCCAGGUGGUCUUAAAGUAACUCUCAACAUGGGGUUCUUUAAUCCAACGUAUGCAUUCAAUAUCACACUUGACAACAAUCCAUGUAUCAAUGUGAAUGCUUCAGAAACCACCUAUAUCAUUACCUGUAAUGUACCAGGUAUUCCAGCACUCAAUUCACUCAAUAUGAUUGGAAAAGUUACAAUUCAAAAUGAUUAUACAUUAAAUUCAAAAAAUAUUUUCUAUGCUAUUGGAUAUCCUGUAUCAACAUCUGUAAAUUCAUUAGAUCAAUAUGGUGGAAAUGUAACAUUCCAAGGUCAAUUUGGUCAAUAUUUCGAUCAACCAUCAGCAUUUAUUGGUGGUGAGAAUUGUCCAAUUUUGGAACUUAAUGCAACCACUCUUGUUUGUCAGUAUGUUGGUACACCAACUGGACAAUUACUACCAAUCGGUCCAAAGACAGUUCGUAUAGUGGUCGAUGGUUACACAUUUGAAUCUGCCACUCUUUUCACUAUCAAUGCAAUCAAUGCAACUCAACAUUGUAUCACUACCACCAAUAAUUGUACCAAUGGACAAGGUCAAUGUAAUGACAUUGGAGUUUGUAUUUGUCGUGACAACUAUAUUGGUGAUAAUUGUGAAUUUAUUGAGGGAGGAGGAGAAUUUAAACCAAAUAUAACAAAUCCAACGGCAACAUUUGGAAUUGAUGGAUAUCAAUUUAAUUUUUCAAUGGUUGCUAUUCAAGAGUUGGAUAUGGAUGAUGUGAUCGUUCGAGAGAUAUUGACCAACAAUUGGAUUUAUACAAACAGUACCAAUGACACGGCAAUUGCAGGUGUAGAGUCUUACGAUUACAAGUUGAAUCAUACCGAGUUUUUGCCAAUGGUUAAUGCCCGUAUCGAAUUCUCUAAUCAUUCGAGAACCAUUACAUUUGGUGGUACCAACCAGACAUACCUACCCAACUCGAUUAAGUUAUCGGUCAAUAUCAUCUAUUGGAUGUUCAAAAGCAAUUUGAAUCAUCUCAGAGUGGUCUAUAGAACGCAAUUGUCGAUCAACACGCCGGCAGAGUACAAUGGGUGUGGUGUUGAACCAACCGUUGAAGAGUCGAUCAUUAGAGGACUGGACGGAGACAAUGUACAAUUCCUAAAGGUAUACAAAAACGAAAACAUCUUUUUUGGUAGUUUUCUCGAUUACGUUUUGUCUGAUGGUAAAAAGACCUAUAGCAAGAAUGAAUUGAUUAAUCAAACUGUCAUUGAAAACACUCUGUCAUCGUCUAACCAGACAUUGUCAGAUGCCUAUAUUGGUAUUAAUAUGCCAAGAUGUCUAAUAUGUAGUUUGGACCCAUCCUUUAAUUCGCUGAUCCAACCCAAUUUUGGAACCGGCCAAAAUGAACAAGACACUUGUUCAUCCAGUGACGACAAAUGGAAGAUUAUUGUUGGUGUUGUAGUAGGAGGUAUUGCAGCCAUUGCAAUACUCGUUGGAUCAAUCCUCUAUUAUAAAAAAGUAAAGAAAUCAAAAUACUACAAUGCACAAAUGAAAUCAAAAUUAGCUAGAUUAAGUCAACAUGCUUAA
Messenger RNA from Cavenderia fasciculata, 3126 nucleotides. RefSeq lists its product as uncharacterized. The transcript is spliced from 16 exons. NCBI's taxonomy places the organism in Eukaryota, Evosea, Eumycetozoa, Acytosteliales, Cavenderiaceae. The record is from RefSeq and is a predicted model, not a curated record. The coding region runs from base 1 to 3126 and encodes 1041 amino acids.